GUUGUCGUCAGAAGAAGCAUCCAAAAAAGCGCUGUCACAAUUUUGUUGGUCAUCUUUAUUCGCCGAACAACUUUAUAUCCCUUUUAAUAAUUUUCUGCAAAGCAAACUAAAUAGUUUAACUAAAAGCCUUUAAGAUGAAUAUGGAAUUAGUACGAGAUGUGCCCAAAGGUGGCUUCAACUUUGACAACUGCAAGCGAAAUGAAAUGCUGCUCAAUUCUGGUUUCCAGCAGCCAAAGACUGUAAAAACAGGUACGACUAUUGCGGGAAUUAUCUUCAAAGAUGGUGUAAUAUUAGGAGCGGAUACCCGUGCCACCGAGGGUCCAAUUGUUUCGGACAAAAAUUGUUCGAAAAUUCAUUACCUCGCUAAAAAUAUGUACUGUUGUGGUGCUGGAACCGCUGCCGAUACUGAAAUGACUACCGAUUUGAUUGCAUCACAAUUGGAAAUGCAUCGUUUGAACACCGGCCGUCAGGUGCCUGUCGUAGCAGCCAAUACACUACUUAAACAAUUUCUAUUCCGCUAUCAGGGACACAUUAGCGCUGCUUUAGUUCUUGGCGGUGUCGAUAAGACCGGUUCAUAUAUUUAUUGCAUACAUCCUCAUGGCUCCACAGACAAGCUGCCUUAUGCCACUAUGGGUUCUGGCAGUUUGGCUGCAAUGUCUGUUUUUGAAUCGCGCUGGAAACCCGACAUGACUGAAGAAGAAGGCAAAUUGUUGGUACGCGAUGCUAUUGCGGCGGGUGUGUUUAAUGACUUAGGUUCCGGGUCCAACAUCGAUUUAUGUGUUAUACGCAAAGAUUCGGUAGAUUACUUGCGCAAUUAUGAGUUGGCCAAUCUGAAGGGAACACGACAUGGAAACUACCGCUUCAAGCCAGGUACCACAGAGCUAAUAGGCAAAGAGGAGGUAUUCCCUGUUAUACCCUUUGAAGCUUUCCACAAAAAGUUGUCAAAUGGCGAAACAACUGAAGCAAUGGAAAUAUGAGUAUACAUACGGAAGCAUACGAAUAUAAGUUAAUAUUUGGUUUCUUGAAAAUAAAUAGUUUUUAAAGAAUUGUCUUAUACAAAUA
Molecule: messenger RNA, 1062 nt
Organism: Anastrepha ludens (Mexican fruit fly)
Lineage: Eukaryota; Metazoa; Arthropoda; Insecta; Diptera; Tephritidae
Gene: Prosbeta2
Product: proteasome subunit beta type-7
Exons: 4
Coding region: 135-977 (280 amino acids)
Cellular component (GO): proteasome core complex
Molecular function (GO): threonine-type endopeptidase activity
Source: RefSeq, a predicted model, not a curated record